AAAAUUCAACUGUACAGAACUAGCAGCAUAUCCCGUUAGUGUGGAGGUGGAACCUACAAUAGUUAUGCAAUAGUAGCUUUAAUAUUGAGUGCAACAUGAGAUGGCUCUUGAAUUGAGCAUUUUGACCCUGAAUAUAUGGGGAAUUCCGUUCAUAUCAAAAGAUCGUGAAGUGAGGGUACAAGCAAUUGGCGAUGUGCUAGCCAGUGGGAAUUACGAUAUAGUUUCACUGCAGGAGGUUUGGUCCGACAAUGAUUACCAGUAUCUGAGAAAGCGGGUUGAAGGCGUGCUUCCAUUUGCUCAUUACUUUUACAGUGGCGUGGUUGGAUCGGGUUUAGCGGUUUUCUCCAAGUUUCCCAUUGUAUCCGCCUUUUUCCAUGCAUGGUCGGUUAACGGAUACGUGCACCGGAUCCAGCACGGUGAUUGGUUUGGUGGAAAGGGCGUUGGAUUGGCCAAAAUUCUUGUCCAUGGCCAACUCGUACAUAUGUACGCUGCUCAUUUACACGCUGAGUAUGACCGCAAACGUGAUGAUUACAUGGCCCACCGCGUCAUCCAGGCGUAUGACACUGCUCAAUUUAUCGAGAGUACGCGUGGAACGGCGGUGGUCCAGAUAUUGGCUGGCGAUCUGAACACUGAACCGGGUGACUUAGCCUACCGGGUGCUUCAAACAACUUCCAAACUAACGGAUUCCGUUGAUAGAACAAUGUACGUCAGCUUCCUGCUGGGAACGAAUGAGAUAGGCAAAAACACUUACACCGAUCCAGAGUUAGCUAGAAAGAAUCCCCAGGGAAAGCGGAUCGAUUAUAUAAUGUAUCGGUUCGCGGAUCACUACGAGGGACAGCUGCUGGAGCAUCAUUUGCCACUGCCGGAGCGGAUUCCCGGUAAAGAUAUAAGCUAUUCGGAUCACGAAGCCGUGUAUGUUAAGAUCAUUUUAAAAAAGGCCAGCUCGUCGACUAUCCAGAACUUGAUUGCAUGUAGCGGUAACCGGCAGGACCACAGUGAUGGAGCCGAACAGUGCGAAAGUGACCAGGAAACCGUUCUCGCAUUGCGAGAAAGCAUUGUCAUCUGCAACGAAAGCCUAAAACAGCUGGAAUCACACAAACGUAGUUAUACGCUAAUGGCCAUCGCGGUGAUUAUCGUUUUGCUCAACACACUUGAACUGGAUGCUCCCUACGGAUUGAAGACGGCCUAUUUACUGUUGAGGUUUUUACUCUGUGGAUUUAUUAUAUUCUUCGUGUUCAUGGCUACGAUCUGGAAUGUUAUGGAGAAGCAUGCCAUACUGGCUGGAAAGUUGUCGAUGGAGAUCGCCCUGAAAGGGCUUAAUGAUGUCGGUGAGGUAGGCAAGCCGGAUGAGUAUUUUGAAGCUGCCCAUUAGCAGACUGUUUCGGUUAUCCGAGAGAAGGAUUAAAGUUGACAACGUACUUCUGUUGAUCUGAAGUUAUUUUCUCGACAUUUUAUUUUAUAUUUGAUCAAGUAAUUCCAAUACGUAUCUUUGCUCUGAUAUAUGAAAUGAUAAGUUUUUUAAAGUGUAUUGCAUUGACUGAAAGUGAAAGAAUGAAAUAAAAAAAAAAGUCUUAAAUUGUG
This is a messenger RNA of Wyeomyia smithii (pitcher-plant mosquito), 1581 nucleotides long. RefSeq names its product putative neutral sphingomyelinase (gene nSMase). Lineage: Eukaryota; Metazoa; Arthropoda; Insecta; Diptera; Culicidae. The transcript has 4 exons. The record is from RefSeq and is a predicted model, not a curated record. Gene Ontology annotation, cellular component: cytoplasm. Gene Ontology annotation, molecular function: sphingomyelin phosphodiesterase activity. The coding region runs from base 101 to 1372 and encodes 423 amino acids.